Porites evermanni is the source of this 6576-nucleotide messenger RNA. Lineage: Eukaryota; Metazoa; Cnidaria; Anthozoa; Scleractinia; Poritidae. The record is from the annotation of a GenBank genome assembly.
CUAUCUUAUGCAGCUUUUUGUGACAAGACAUUUUCUAGUUUAUAUGGAAGAAUAACAUCACCAGACUAUUCCAGUAGGUCAAGUUAUGCCAAUAACCAGAAUUGCCAAUUCGACAUUCGAGUUAGUUCUGGGUAUGUGGUCAGGCUGACAUGGACCACAUUUGAUGUUAAGGGUGAUAUGCCCAACUGCUAUGAUGAUUAUGUGGAGAUUUACAUUGGAUGCAGCCGAAAGUCCAUCGGAAAAUAUUGCUCUGACAACAGCUACAAGCCCCAUGAUAUCUACUCACCAGAUAACUGCUUGCGUAUUAAGUUUAGAAGUGACAGCUCUGGAAGUGGAAAAGGAUUCGAAGCCGCAUAUUCUAGUAUCUCCAAGUUAUCUUCGGGUAUGUACAUGUAUCUACUCCAUAACUACAUGUAAUGGUGGAAUUGGGAUAAGAUGGGAAACUUGACAUCAUACUAGAUGGUAUUCUGUCGGACAGUACGGAAUUAAUAGUAAUAUAUCAUUCAUGACCGUACAAAAAAUGCAAAGGAUGAAAAUAAGUGGUAACUCGGAGUUUCACGUGCUAAGCGAUCAUUUGAGUAAAAGUUCUAAAAACAGAUUUCAGUUUUAAGUGGGAAAUAAAAAAAUUAUGGAUGGUUGGAGAAAAUUUAAAUUGGAGCUGUGAAGAACUUACUUUGGUGAUGACACUUGGUAACCAGCUCAAAUAGUUUAUUUAUGUAUGUCCUUUAUGUAUUUACAUGUAGUUGUAGUUGGGUUCAUAUUAAUUUUUCUAGAGACCUCCUUUACGAUAUUUAUAUGAUCUCAUUUACCUUGUAUGGAAUGUCAGAGCAUGCCAAAGUAAUUAUGAAUUGCCAGCUGAGGAUAGCCAUAUUUAAGUGACAGACGUGUAGAGAUUUGUUCAAUUUCUGAUUUAAUAUUUUAUUCACAUCAUAUUGAUUAUUUGAGUUAGAACUGUAUAAGUGAGGAAUUUUAUUUAAAUGAUAAACCUCUUUAAUAUUUAAGAGUGUCUGAUCCAAAGGGCGCCCUUUCAGGAUUGCCGUGGUUUGAGCAAAGAUGUCCCCUUCAAAUACCUCUUCUGAGUCAUUUUGGUGCUCUUCAAAUUGUGCUUUGAAAGAAAAAUAAAGAAGGAAAUGUAAUUUCUCCAAGUGCAAAAUCUUCGUAAAACAAUAUUUUGGUUUAAAUUUCAGAGGAUUAAAAGCAAAGCAAGAACCAAAAUCGAGAGAAUGACAUACAUAGAAGGCUCAAUUCUCUGAUGUUCCUAAGCACUAGUUUGAAUAUUAAUGCUAUAGGGGGAUAGAUUAUGUAGAUCCACUUGCUUAAUUGAAAGCCCCUCUCUUAAUGUGCGUUAAUGCAAAGUAAUGUCAAAACAAAGAAGGCUUUUGACAGCAUUUUUUGGGCAACAACACAAAAAAGAAACUGCAGAAACGUCCAUGGGAAAUGAUGAAGCUGAGCCUGAGAAUGAUAAAUAGAGUGAACUGAAAUUGAAGUUGCCAAAGUGAAACUUUCAACAGAGCUGGCUAGAGAAGUACAAAUGGGCAAAUGUUUUGUUCACUUUGCCAAAAAUCAAAUCUCAAAUCAAUCUCACAUGAAUAAACUUAUUAUUUUACUUUUCCUCUUCAUAAUGACUGUGUGUUCAAUUCACUCUUGAACAUAUUGCAUUUGUUGAUAACAUAACACCCGGUACGUUAGAAUAAAAAAAAAUAUAGUGACCCCCCAAAAAACAAAAUGUUCCUCUGAAAAUUGUUGACUAGGACACAUAGUCCCCCUAGCUGGAAAUCCUAGAUCAGACACUGUUUAAUCUCCUUUUUGGCAGGUAUGGUAAAGUGUAGGUGAAGUCCAUUAUCAGUGAAACCAGCUUCCAAAUAUGAUAAGUCCAGGCUGUAUUUACUUGUAGAAAGAAUUAGUGAGGGGUUCAGAGUCAAUCAGAAUUGAUGAAAUUGUUUGAAUCAAUAAUGUGCUCCUUUGUUGUAUCUUGCAGCUCCCGGACUCUCUAGUAAGUAUCAUGCUUUAUUUGCAGAAAGUUUAAUAUCAACUUCAACGUCAACUUCAACUUUAUUCAUUCACUUUCAAUUUACAGUUACACGAUAGCUUCCACCCGCGUAUAGGAGAGCCUAAUCGAGGCGGGGGAAGAGACACACAAAUGGUACAUGUAGAUGAUAGGAUUCAGGGGUUUUGUCAGAUGAGGAAGACAAUAAUAGACCAGGCUAUGUUGUGACAGCAGCAUUGAUGUCCAGUUAAUACGGGUUUCUGUGAUAAACGAAGUAAAAGAAGUAGAUGUGUCUAUUGAGAAUUGUACUAUUCAGUCAUGUAGGUGCUGGCUCUUAGUGAAGCAUUAUAUCAUUGAUGUUUAAAAACUUUUUCCAAGCUUAAGGUUGUUUUUGACUAUGGAAGCUGAUAAGAUUUUUAAUUCCAUUCCAUGGAAACUACACAAUGUCAUGUAUGUUCGGUCAAAUGAUUUUUUGGGGGUUGUAAAAAUUUGUGGGCAAUGCAUUUGAAUGGUUACAUAUAUUUAUAAUUUAUGACAUUAUUAUUUAUCUGUUUUUCAUAAAUUAAUCACUUCUGAAUUGUUUAUUAUUGAUUCAUUUCUCAUUUUCUGUAUUAUUUUUAAGGCUUUUGCUAUUCAGAGUAUUUUCCUAAGACAUUGUCUUCAAAUUCUGGAAUCAUGAAUUCCGGAAACUGGCCCAAAGGUUAUCCAUCUUUUCAAGACUGUUAUUGGAAGAUUGAAGUUGGAGACGACAAGAGAAUUAAAAUUGCUUUCAUGGACUUUGAUCUGGACUAUGAUUCUGGAUGUGAUGAUGACAAAGUUAAAGUAAAGGGUGAGAAAAUAAAAGGACAGCUUUGUUAACUGGUGUUAAUAAUAUUAGUCGUCUUAAAAAAAUAGGUGUCAUAUUAAUUAUCAGAGGGAGGGGAGGCAGGGUGCAAAGAAGUCAGUUUCAUAUUCUGCUGUUAUAUGAAAUCAGAAACUCUUAAGGGGUUGAAAUGUAUAGCUCUCAUUUGUUUGCUUUGUCCAAUGCUCCUGAUUAUUCAUUUUCGAAAGUACCAUGUUUGGAAAGAAAAGAAAAGAUGGCUGACCCAUCAAACUUCGUAAACAACGUGACGUAAUUUCUUCGAAGGACGAUUUCUUGUUGAAAAGCUUCCCUUCCUCCAAAAAAAGAAAACUGAGCAUUCUUUUAAACUUUCUCUUUCCAUUUUUUGUCUUUUAACGGUAUAUUUUUAACCCUGAAAUGCAGAACUCUGGUCUUAAAACCAUCGCAUGGUGAUCGUGUGACAGCCAUUUUGUUGAAAAUGGAUAUCCUUCACUAAGGUUUCCAAACAUGGCAAAAGUGAAUAUUCACGAGCAUUGAAUGCAAGUUACACGUUUGAACCCCUUGUGAGUUUCUGAUGUUAUACUACUACAUGAGAAAUUUCUGCAAACUGAUUCGCUCAGAGCAGUUGUAUUUCAGCGUAAUUUGAAAUACCUACAUGUGAAAAUUACAAACCUUUUGCGGGUAGUAGUAUAAACAAAUAAUAGCAUGAUUUGUAUGUGAUAUUUGGCAUAAAUACCACUCGCCUAACGGCUCGUGAAAUUACAUAUAACAAUUUCGAAAGAUCACUCAUGGUAUACAAAUCAUGCUAUUACCUAUACUAACAACAAAAUUUAAGACAAUUCCACCCUUGAAGUUAAAAUUUUUGUUCAGUGGCCAUUUGGCGACCAACUCUUUGGAGGCGCCAAAUUAUAUCAAAUUAUAUCAAAAAUUGUUAUUAACAAAAGCAGUUAGCAAGUUUAACUUAAAAUGCAGCACUGUUUAUAAAUUACUCAUUUAUUGUGCGAGGCAUUAUCUACUGAUAGUCUGCGAACAAGGUUUGCAGAUUCACCUUCUUGAAUCAAUACUGAAGCGGAAUUGUAACGACAAUUACCAUUUCCAGUUGUCUUUAGGGCCUUCAAUCCUUCUGUAUAAUCCUCAGUUGGUAUAAUAUGAGAGCAGUACUUCACUUGUCCUCUGUUAAUGUGUUCAAAACUUCCCAGUCGCAACUUGAAAGGCGAUCGAUCUACGUACCGCGUAGCCUUUGUAUUUCAGUAACGCAGUUCAAGUGGCAGGGUAUUCUGCAGUUACUCCCAAAAAUUUAUACUUGAUUGAUCGCCAGUUGUCGCCUGCAUUAAAAAGUUAAUUUCGGACCCUGCAAUUUGGUGUCUAUUUGCAAAUCUGUAGCAUAUGUGUAGCGGCACCCUCCUUUGUCCGGGGGAGGGUGCGGCUUCACGUAGGGUAGCAAAUCUGCAUUUUACCAUCUGCACAACCUAGCCCCACACUUUCUCAAAACUCAGUUCAGGCAACAACAAACAGCAGCACUUCAAAACACGAGUUUUUGCACUCAUUACACGAUAACUUAUGAAAGCUGUUUUACAGGAAAAGUCAACACAUAUUCUUGUGAACGUACAAUGAAAGAAUACGUUCAUAGUUUGUUUACUACAGAAGUAGAAAAUUGAACAUCCAACUGUACGCAGCUGUAUUUUGAGUCGAUCUGUAAUUUGACAGAUUUGAUGCUUACAGACGGAACUGGCCGCUAUUGUAAUGGUGGACUUCAUUCACUUUUUACAAGCUGCAGUGGUUUAAGAUCUGUUUUCUAGACUUUUUCAUGAUCAAGAAAUGCUGCAAUAAUGACGUUGCCGCAUUUGCGAAGUUGUCGCAUUUAACUUAUGUACGUAGCGUGACCGAUGAAAAUAUGUCAGUGGUAGCUCUAAAUUUGGAGAAAGGUUUCUUUGCCGUAGCCACGUAUUAUUGGCGUUAAUAUUAAUUUGUUGAUUUGUGAAGUCCGGUGGUUUGAAGAAGGUUAUAGCAUCGACAUUUAUUACCAAAUCAUUUGUGCAAAUGUUGGAAAAAAAAAGUGUGAAACUCAGACAUAUUUCAUCAUCGUUUACAGCUUGUUUACAACCUGCAGCAACCGAUUUUGUAACAGAACUUGGUCAGAUCUCUCUUAGGAACAACUUCUUUCAUCCAGGAAUUUAAUUUUGACAUUCAAGAAUGCUAAAACUAUCCGUUUUGUUGCUGGUUGGCACAUGGUUAAAUUUUCCCAGAGACUUUCUACACCAGAAAUUCACACAGUUGUUGUCUUUAUCUGCGCUUUGGCAUCGUUGUGAAAUGUAAACUGCUUUCCAGCUUUGUACUUAUAAUAUAACUUUUAAAGCUAUGGCAGUAGCAAAUUGUGACGCUCAGUAAUAAAAUGUGGAAACCAACACUCUUUAAUAUUAAGUAGGGGUGGGUAAGUAAACUGUUUUGUUUUUGAGCCUUUCUAAAAUCGUUGUUUGCAGAUCAAUAGCCUGUCUUGUGUAUGGCUUGUGGUCUGGAUGCCUUUUUCUAUGGGUUUACCGGUAUAAUAAACCAUAGGUUUAUGACCAAUCAGAUUGCGCGUACUUUCUCAGUUAUUUUAUAAAAAUUAGUAGUUACGUGAUUGACUUGUAAUUUUAUUUGAUAGUUUUGGAGUUUUUAGUUUUUGAUAUUUUAAUUGUAAAUACCAUAAAAAUCCAAAAAUAAGGCCCUCCAUGUAUAACCCCCUCCAAAUAUUAGCCCCCCAAACUCGUAACACAAUCGCAUCGCUACCACAGGAAAGUCAUUCAUCUAUUUUUGUGAUGUUUAACAAAUACCCUAAGGGGUUCCCAGCCGGGAAGGCGAACCAAAAAGUCUAUCGUAUAGUACAGUUGUGUACCUGAAUUGCGUGUGCUUCUGAAUCAAAUAAUUCUAAUGAUUGUUGUACCACUUGCGUGUGAAUUCACCCGAUUACCGUGACAUCAGACGGACCUUAAACUCAACACCAGGGCCUCCAUGGCCACUACCAUGCAUAUUAGUUGGUACAACAUGGGCAUCCCCAGAAUGUGGACAGAUUUGGGAAAAUCUUCACUAUACAGUUAAUAAAGUACCAUUGACCAAGAUUAGUCUGCGCGCUUCUCUUGUUGCCCACAAUUUCGGUUUGAGUUUAUUUUCUCUUGAGUUUUCCCUUAGACGGCCACGUUCUGUAAGCAAUCACUUUGUCGUGCACCAUAAGAGUGGUCCCUUACCAGAGAAAUGACUGAAUUGAGGACAGUUUAGUGAGAGGUUUUGUCUGUAGUAGCAAGUUAAUGUGAUUGCCUUUAAAUGAAUGAAUGAAUGGCGGCCAUCUUGGUUUCAAAUGUACUGAGGGAGUGGGGAGGAAACCGUAACCCUAAUCCUCCCAAACCGCCCCCCGCCUCCUAAAGUACAGAUCUGACACUCAUCUAACAUGGCCACCCAUGACAUAAAACACUUGAUCUUGAUGAUCUUACGGAAAAAUAAGGGACUGUGAACAGUCUAAUAGUUUUCACAGUAACGUAAAAUUAAUAGUAGUGUUCCUCUUAUAAUAUUGCAUGACAUUCUUGUGGGUGUUGUUUUUACAGGGGGGAGCAGUUCCAGGUCAUAUGAUUCAUCCACCACUGUUAGAAACUCAAUGUGUGGUUCGAAGAGUCCAUUCUUUAUUACCUCAUCAUAUGAUAGAAUCUGGAUCAGAUUUAAAUCCAACAGCCGUAAUCGAGACCGUGGUUUUGUUGCUGGUUAUGUCCUUUACAAGGACUCAAGUAGGUCCUGCACA